CCUAUUCCUCGCCGUAGCCGUGCACCCUGUUAUACGAUUGACACAUCUCGCAGUAAUACCAACAAAGCCGUGGUCUCGCUUUGCUCAGCUUUAGUAGGAAUUCUUGAGUACCCAAAUGGUCGUGACGACAAUCAACCAUGCGAUAUUUAUUGGCAUAGUACGGUCCCACCGGAUAUGAAAAGUAUAGUGAAGUCAUCUCGUUGCCGAGUCAACAAGUUUCCAGGAAUGACGGACCUUUCGAAAAAAGUCUCACUCACGCAUGCCAUCGAUUCGAUGCGAAAAGUUUUUCCAGAUGAUUACAAGUUUUAUCCGCCAUCCUUCUUUCUUCCUGCUCACUUCGAUCAGCUGAAUGGCGAAAUGUAUUUCAUCGUGAAACCAGACGAUGGAGCUCAAGGAACGGGUAUUUACUUGAUAAACGACCCCAAACAGAUCAGAGAUGUGUCGGCAAAGCAACUUGUUCAGGAAUAUGUCGCUGAUCCCUUCCUUAUGAAAGAUCAACUGAAGUUUGAUUUCCGAGUCUAUGGCGUAAUUAAGAGCAUCAAUCCGCUCUCGAUCUACGUAUCUAGGGAAGGGAUGGUCCGAUUUUGCACGGAAAAGUACCGAAAACCGACACCGUCUAACUUUGAAAACCUCUACGCUCACCUCACCAAUUACUCAUUGAAUAAAGCCAACCAAUCCUAUAUUCACAGUCUUUCAUUGACGGAUCAAGCCAGCGGUAGUAAACGCCUAUUAUCCACAGUUUUUGGGCAAAUGGCCAAGUGUGGUCUGCGAACGAAAAGAUUGUGGCAUAACAUCAAAAUUAUCAUUGUGAAAACUGUACUCGCCAUGUUGCCAGAAUUGAUGAUAAACUACGAAUACGAGUUCAAUGGGAUGGUUGGACCACAAUGUUUCCAGAUCAUCGGGUUCGACAUAAUUGUCCGUGAGGAUGGCACUCCAAUCCUCCUCGAAGUUAACGCCGCUCCUUCACUGACGAUUGACCACAGUCCUAGUGAUGGAGUUCGCAUGAAGAGUAUUGUAGACGAAUUGAUCAAGCUUCCGCUUGUACGUGACACGCUCUUGUUGGUUACCGGUCAAUUACAUGAGCCACCCAGACGUAGAAGGUCGCAUGGCAGCUCAAGAUCGUCAGACGAUUUAACUGCUUUGAAGUCGCAAAAGAAACCUCAUCUUUGUGAGAUAUUCCCGAAUCGAUAUGGACAGGAAGCAUCACAUUUGCUAUUCGUAGACAGAGCAGUUUACAUUUUUAUGCAGUUCGCUAAUCUUCGCUUGUCAAAAAACAUCAGUAUUUCAAGUUUGCGUCGUUUCGUCAGAGAUUGUGGCCUCGAACGAUAUUUCCAUACGGGUGAACUCGAAAAAACUUCAGUAAUUUCAGGCCUGCCUUUUCACGGUUUCCUAGAAUUCUUGUCGAUUGUAUCAAAACGUCGUUAUCCUGAUGAGACCUCUCUGCAAGUUGCACUAAAGGAUUUGUUGAAUGUUUGUGCAAGUGCUCUGCGAAAUAGAGGUGUGAGAUCCCAGCGUCUACGUCGAGAAGAGGUCGAAACGAAAUCCGGAUACGAGAAGAAAAUUUACAUGCUACCGAGCCAUGUUCGACAUCAUAAAGCUCGAUCAAAAUCUUGCGAACCGAUCUCACCGGUCAAGGUGAGCCCCACUCUUCUGUGA
This is a messenger RNA of Haemonchus placei, 1656 nucleotides long. Lineage: Eukaryota; Metazoa; Nematoda; Chromadorea; Rhabditida; Trichostrongylidae. The record is from the annotation of a GenBank genome assembly.